This is a messenger RNA of Xenopus laevis (African clawed frog), 4092 nucleotides long. RefSeq names its product potassium voltage-gated channel subfamily H member 1 (gene kcnh1.S). The record is from RefSeq and is a predicted model, not a curated record. NCBI's taxonomy places the organism in Eukaryota, Metazoa, Chordata, Amphibia, Anura, Pipidae. The transcript is spliced from 12 exons. The coding region runs from base 296 to 3199 and encodes 967 amino acids.
CUUCAGGACCCUGGAGAGCUCAGAAUUCCAUGUCAGGGAAACUCAGCUGAGCAGGGGAACCUAGUAGGUGGGAGGUGAGAAGGAGAUGAGUGGGGGCAGAGGAGGAGUAAUUGAGUUGGAUGAUGAGUGUUGGAGAGAUGCUGGGAGAGCAGCUUGCACAACACUUGCUUCUUAUUCUGCUAUUGUAAGCUGACUCUCAGGCAGGACCAUGAGGACCUCAUACAGGGAGAAAGGAGAGCAAUCCGGGUACUUUACAGUUUAACGCUGAAACUCUCCAGCUCAGGACAGUGUCACCAUGGCCAUGGCAGGGGGCCGUAGAGGGCUGGUCGCCCCUCAGAAUACAUUUUUGGAGAACAUUGUGCGGAGAUCCAAUGUCUGGACAUUGUCUCAUAGACAGACAGAUACUAAUUUUGUUUUGGGUAAUGCCCAGAUAGUGGAUUGGCCCAUUGUCUACAGCAAUGAUGGAUUCUGCAAGCUCUCUGGAUAUCAUCGAGCAGAAGUUAUGCAAAAAAGCAGCACUUGCAGUUUUAUGUAUGGGGAGCUGACGGACAAAGAAACCAUCGAUAAAGUUCGACAGACAUUUGAGAACUACGAAAUGAAUUCCUUUGAGAUUUUAAUGUACAAGAAGAACAGGACGCCUGUAUGGUUUUUUGUAAAGAUUGCUCCCAUCCACAAUGAACAGGACAAAGUUGUGUUGUUUCUUUGCACUUUUAGUGAUAUCACAGCCUUUAAACAGCCCAUUGAGGACGAUUCAACAAAGGGCUGGGGGAAACUUGCACGCCUAACAAGAGCCCUUACAAGCAGCAGGGGAGUCCUGCAACAGCUUGCUCCCACCGUACACAAAGGAGAGAAUGUCCUUAAACACUCGCGGCUGGCUGAGGUGCUACAGCUCGGUUCCGAAAUUCUUCCGCAAUACAAGCAGGAGGCUCCCAAGACCCCACCACAUAUCAUUUUGCAUUAUUGUGUUUUUAAGACCACCUGGGAUUGGGUCAUAUUAAUUUUAACUUUCUACACUGCUAUUUUAGUUCCUUACAACGUCUCCUUCAAGACUAAGCAGAAUAAUAUUGCAUGGCUUGUCGUGGAUAGUAUUGUGGACGUUAUUUUUUUGGUAGACAUUGUCCUCAAUUUCCAUACAACAUUUGUUGGACCUGCGGGUGAGGUGAUAUCCGACCCAAAGUUAAUACGUAUGAACUAUUUGAAGACUUGGUUUGUGAUUGAUCUGCUGUCCUGUUUACCAUAUGAUGUCAUCAAUGCUUUUGAAAAUGUGGAUGAGGGCAUCAGCAGCCUGUUCAGCUCAUUAAAAGUAGUUCGACUUCUUCGGCUUGGACGUGUGGCUCGGAAGUUAGACCAUUACAUUGAGUAUGGAGCAGCGGUGUUGGUCCUAUUGGUGUGUGUGUUUGGGUUGGCGGCACAUUGGUUGGCCUGCAUCUGGUACAGUAUUGGAGCUUAUGAGGUCAUCAAUGAGGGCACUAUUAGAACUGAAAGCUGGCUCUUUCAGCUGGGAUCAUCUAUUGGAAGUCCUUAUCGGUUCAACUUAUCUGGUUCUGGAAAAUGGGAAGGUGGGCCAAGCAAGGAUACUGUUUACAUCUCAUCGUUGUAUUUCACCAUGACUAGCCUGACAAGUGUUGGAUUUGGAAAUAUUGCACCGACCACCGACGGUGAGAAGAUCUUUGCCGCUGCCAUGAUGAUGAUUGGAUCACUUCUAUAUGCAACUAUAUUUGGUAACGUCACAACUAUCUUCCAGCAAAUGUACGCCAACACAAACCGGUACCAUGAAAUGUUAAACAGCGUUCGGGAUUUCCUCAAACUCUACCAAGUACCCAAGGGACUGAGUGAGCGUGUGAUGGAUUAUAUUGUCUCCACAUGGUCCAUGUCUAGGGGUAUAGAUACUGAAAAGGUUUUGCAGAUCUGCCCUAAGGACAUGCGAGCAGACAUCUGUGUGCACCUGAACCGGAAAGUUUUCAAGGAGCACCCAGCCUUUCGACUGGCAAGUGAUGGCUGCCUACGAGCCUUGGCCAUGGAAUUUCAAACCGCACACUGUGCACCUGGGGAUUUAAUAUAUCAUGCAGGAGAAAGUAUCGAUACACUGUGCUUUGUGGUUUCUGGCUCUUUGGAAGUCAUCCAAGAUGAUGAAGUAGUUGCAAUUUUGGGUAAGGGUGAUGUGUUUGGAGACGUUUUCUGGAAAGAAACCACCCUCGCCCCAUCUUGUGCAAAUGUUAGAGCCCUGACAUACUGUGACCUUCAUGUAAUUAAAAGAGAUGCCUUACAGAAAGUUCUGGAUUUCUACACUGCCUUCUCCCACUCGUUUUCCAGAAAUUUAAUUCUUACUUACAACUUGCGGAAAAGGAUUGUCUUCAGGAAGAUCAGUGAUGUGAAACGAGAGGAAGAGGAAUGGAUGAAAAGUAAAAAUGAAGCACCACUUAUCCUCCCACCAGAUCAUCCUGUUCGCCGUCUUUUCCAGAGAUUUAGGCAGCAAAAAGAAGCUCGUCUGGCAGCUGAAAGGGGAAUAAGAGAUCCUAAUGACCAUGACAUCGAAAAAGGAAAUAUUUUGGUGGAACAUUCUGCUUAUAAUACAGUCAAAGCAAGCCUGGUCACGGUAACAGAAAGUCCAGCUACUCCUUUAUCAUCACAAUCCGCCUCAACCUCUGGAGUAUCUGAUCGUGCUAGGCUCCAUGCCCCAGUUUCAGAAAGCACUGGAGGUAAAGUAGGUGGGGAACCUUUAAAAAGGAGAGGGUGGGCCAAAUUUAGAGAUGCAUAUGGGAAGGGGGAGGAUUGGAACAAAGUAUCCAAAGCAGAGUCUAUGGAGAUAUUACCUGACAGAACUAAACCUUCAGGUGAGGCUACUUUAAAGAAGACAGAUUCAUGUGACAGUGGUAUCACCAAAAGUGAUUUGCGCUUAGACAAUGUUGGAGAGACCAGAAGCCCUCAGGAUCGAAGUCCCGUGCAAGCAGGAGUCAAACACACUUUUUAUCCGAUUCCAGAACAGACACUUCAUGCUACUGUGCUGGAGGUGAAGCACGAGUUAAAAGAAGAUAUCAAAGCCUUGAACUCAAAAAUGUCAAAUAUCGAAAACCAGCUUGCUGAGAUCCUGAGAAUAUUGGCUUCAAGGAGGUGCUCUCAGUACCCACAAGAAAUAUUUGAAAUUUCGAGACUGCAGUCUCCAGAAUCAGAAAGAGAUAUUUUUGGACCUGGCAGCUAAAAUAACUAGGGAACAAUUGAAAUAUAGCAUAACAUUGAAAAAGAGGACAGUUUAUUCACUCUUUUUUUAUCAGAGGUGCCUAGAAUAUAAGUUCCACUCUUCAAUGUGAUUCAGGACUUUAAAACAGUUAGGGAUAAGUGCUAUUCCUAUGAUAACAUAGGAAAGAUUUACAGCCGGACAUCUAACCAGCAUUUUCCUGACACUGAAAAAAUUCUAAAUUAGACAGAAAACAAAAAGGGUGGGGUACAAAAUUUUCAUUUCUAUGUAAUUUCAAUUUCUCAGCAAUUUACCAGGAAAUGUAAGAUGUUAUUCUAAAUAUAGUUUUUCUGGUCCUCGAUUGCAUAUAAAAUAAAUUUCAUCUCACAAUCAGAAUUGGAAGAAAAAGCAAGUAAUGGGACCUGAUUGUGUCAUCAUCUUUUAAGCAUUAGAAAGGAAAAUGAUCAAAAGAGAAAAUUAGAAGUAGGACAUUGCGGUUGUAGCUGAAAUUGAAUUUUGCGCAGUUCCCAAGAGUGGAUGCACCUUCUAAAGCUGAAGAUUGAAUAUACUUUUGGAUUCUUAUACUUUCCAGAAGCAUGCCUUAUGUAACUAUGUUUGAUGCUUGUCCUGCUUUAGGAAUGGACUGGGCCUGGGGCAGUAUCAAACGUCCUCUGCUGCUAUGGCUUUAACCAUCAGAUUGUAAAACAGAUGCUGAAUGUCACAAUAUAUAGAUUGCCCUAUGAGGAAUUUUGAAAUAAAUUUUUUGGAGCAGGGGGAAUAUAAAUUGAUAGGCAGUCAUAUCAGUCCCAGUAUUGCUAUACAUCCAAAUCUAUGCAACACACAGGGGGCUAUUUAUUAAAGCCCGAAUUCCAAAAAUGCGAAGACUUUGAGGUUUUUUUUUACUAUAAAAUCCAGAU